Molecule: messenger RNA, 640 nt
Organism: Baudoinia panamericana UAMH 10762
Lineage: Eukaryota; Fungi; Ascomycota; Dothideomycetes; Mycosphaerellales; Teratosphaeriaceae
Exons: 1
Coding region: 44-280 (78 amino acids)
Source: RefSeq, a predicted model, not a curated record
CUCAAUACAAGUAACGAGUGGAUUGCGAAAGCGGGCCAGCUGAAUGAGUGAAGCUGUCCGUCGCCGUAAAACACAACACAACAAGAAGAAGAAGGGGUGGAAGGGUCGUGUCGUGUCGUGUCGCACAAGGUUGUGUAUCCGGCAGAGCGUGCAGAUUGAGCUUUGCUCCCUCACACAAUCCCCCUCCGCACACCUCACAAUCGAAAUGAAAGCAGCGGGAAGGGGAACGGCAGCUUGCCGCUUGCUUUUCGCACCAACUCGCCACGCUAUACCGUGUUGAGGCUCUGCCCAACCCAGAUCUGAGGCCUUGAUCUGCGACCGAAAUUUCCGAUGGGGCGCCCUGUCCGCCAAUCGCAAUGGAUGGGGUUGAUUGCCCGUUGAAAUGAUUGAAUUUCGACUCUCGAGACUUUCGAUAUUGCGCUCAUUUAGAGUGUGGUGUCAAUUGGGCGGGCGGCAGGAUUACAACGCGUCGAGGGCCGCGCAAGCUGUCCGCAGCAGGUGUUUCGUCGGUCAGCCUGGUCAGCAAAUCCUACAUUGGAUAUGGGCGCAGCGGUACCACGGCACAUAAGCACAACAUGCAACAUACAGUACAACGGCGUCCUAACCCGCCUGGCCCGCCUUUACCUAAUCGAUUGCUGAC